UCAAACCCCACCUUCUUAGCGGAUGUUAUUUUAGGCAUAACCAUGAGCGAUCCGGUAACUCCGAUCCAGUUGCUGCUCAACGCCCCCACCAUCGUCACGACGCGCCACCGUGGCCGCCACCACCACUUCCUCUUCUUCUCGCCUCUACUCCGACCAUCUCCCAGCUCAGAUCUUGAAUCGGCCAACAUCAAAUGGUAAAUCGUUUCUAGAUCGGACUGAAGAAGGAGGCGCGGCGGUGGUUCUUGCUCGGAUCGACAUGGAGCGGUUGCCGUCGGUGUCGCUGCGACGGGACCCUUCUGGGAGACUGCCGAGCGCGGACCCGGUGGCUAUGCGGCCGUGGGUGUUAGCCUUUUGCGUCAUCCGCUUCGACCUGGAGCAGGGGCAGGUGGUGGAGGAAUGUUUUCCCCCGGAUGCGCUCCCUCAAAACCAACUCCUCCUCGUCGCCUUCUCCUCCUUUCCGGAUUCGAUGUCUCAUCACCACCUUAACCCUAACCCUAACCCUAACCCCGCCCGCCGGACCUCUUCAUCGUCCAUCCACGAUUCCAUCUUCUCCUUUCGCUUCCCCGCCGCAGCCGCCGGGGAGUUUAUCUACGGGUACGUCUUUAACCGGAGGCGCCAAGACGAGCGGCUCCGCCGAGGAGGCGAGCAGAAAUCUGUUGUCAUCCUCUCCGGCUGCCCUUACUCAUCCCUCUUCCGGCCCCUGCUCCAGAUCCUUGGACCCCUGUGCUUCGACAUCGGCCCCUCCGCCCUCGGUCUCGUCGCCUCUCACGUAGCCGCCUGGCCGCCCCCCGUUCCCGGUACCCUCAUGGACCUCCCUAUUGGAAGCGCCGCUCUCCGGGUACAUCUACCACCGAAGCCCAACGAUCCGGCCGCUCCUUUCCCUCCUACCAACCCCACCGUGCCCCACGGUCUCUUCCACGACGCUGACCUCUUCGGAAGCUUCCGCAGCCUCCUCCUCCACCUCUGGACUCUGUGGGAACUCAUGCUCGCUGGAGAGCCCAUCCUUGUUUUCGCCCCCACUCCGCCGCAGUGCUCUGAGGCCGUCGCCGCCCUAGUAAGCCUGGUUGCACCUCUUCCUUUUGCGGUUGACUUUCGGCCUUACUUCACCAUCCAUGAUCCCGACUUCGCCCGGCUCAAUUCUCUCGGCGAAGGAGAGGCGUUCCCUCCAAUGGUCCUUGGAGUUACCAACCUCUUCUUCCUAAAGACCCUUCGUAACAUUCCUCAUGUCGUUUCUGUGGGAAGCACCGGCGCUAAUGCCACACGGAAUCUUUCUGCUGGAGGCCGUUUUGCUUCAACCGGGGGCAUCGGGAACAACUUUGGGCCGGGAAAGCUCAACCUUGACCAGCUCUCCCUGAAGAAGUUUUCCCCUUCUGGCUUCCUGAAUGCGAUGAAACUGAGAAGAGAAGGUCCACUAUGCCUGAUGACGGAGCACAAGGAAGCUGUUUGGAGCCCCCACGCAGCCACAACGAAGCCAGACACUGCAGUUCUUAAUAGGCUGAUUGACUCUCCCAGGGUUGAGGAGUCUAUGUCAGUGGCAAAUAAUGAGAUAUUGCGGCGUCAUUUUCUAGAGCUCACGACAAACUUCCUUGCUCCUUUCGGUCCUUAUUUGAGGGCAACCACCCCUUUAGAAGGAGCUUCUCCUUUUAUGGAGCCACCGCCUUUGCCUCCGUUUGAUGCUCAUGAAUUUCUCAAUGGGUUGGCCACUCGAGGGCCGGGGAAGUUCUUGUCAAAAAGGAUGAGGUCGAAUUGGCUGGAGCUGUACAGACGGUUUUUGGAAGGAAAAAAUUUUAUGCCCUGGUUCCAAAAGAGGCGGGCAGUUGCAGAACAAGAACAACACAGGUUAUGGAAGCAGGCUCGGUUGAACACUGACAUAAAUAAGCUUAUAUCUACUAUGUCUGAAGUGGAGACUGUUGAUUCUUUCAAUGCUAUUGAGAGACAUUUGCUCGCAGAGAUACAGCAACAGGGAUCUGCUACUGAAAACUCUGCAACAACAUGCGAGAAGCUGAAAGGAGACCUUCGAGUUGUAUUUAAUAUGCUUCCAAAAGACAUGCAACAGCUCAUGCUUUCAAAUCCUAAAAGGGCUGCUCUCCUAAAGGCCAGCAUAGAGCCAGUGAAGACUCCUAAGCAUUCUGCUAUGCGGUGGAUCAGUAGCUGAGUCUUGAACGAGCUUGAUCCCUUUGUUAUGUUCAUGGAGGAACUAGACGUCAAAGGGCAAAAGGUUCAAAAAUGAAAGCACAGGAGAGAAAACAGAGAGGCAAGUGAGGAGAAAGAAUCAGGAGCAGGCCAAAAGUACCCACAUUACUUGAGCUGAGUCUUCUCUGUACGUUAUAAUGAAUGUGUAAUUCGAUUCUUUGGAUCAAGUUUUUGGAGCAACAGCUACACGAAAAUGAGUCACUCAUGAUUAGGAUUUAUUGUCUUUGAUUAAGCUGCUUGGGUCCUCAUCUUAUUGUAUUAUCCUACUCACUUGGGGUCCAAUGAGAUUGACUAAUUGUAGCAUGCCUCUGUUAUUCAUCUUGCUGCGCUUGUAAUGA
Molecule: messenger RNA, 2531 nt
Organism: Zingiber officinale
Lineage: Eukaryota; Viridiplantae; Streptophyta; Magnoliopsida; Zingiberales; Zingiberaceae
Product: protein DENND6B-like
Exons: 4
Coding region: 257-2155 (632 amino acids)
Cellular component (GO): recycling endosome
Molecular function (GO): guanyl-nucleotide exchange factor activity
Source: RefSeq, a predicted model, not a curated record